UUCUGAUUAGUCUGUUUAUUAAGCACAUACAUAAAUACUGAUUUGGUGUAAAUUAUAUUUAUUAUAAUUAAUAUUUGUUGAUUGUAAACAUUUAGGUAUCCUAUUUUACAAUAUUUGCAUAUGUAAUUGAAUUAAUUUGCAUAUACCAUAUAAUUUAAUUUGUUUGUUUUUAACCAUGCAAGGCAUAUGGCAACGCUAAUUUCCUCGUUGCUACACUGCAAAUAAAACAAAAAGCAAUAAACUGCUACCAUACACAGAAUAGCUAACAUACAUAUACACAUGUAAAUGUACAUUCAUACAUACAUGUAUGUAUCUAUUAUGUAUGUUAAUUAAUUUUUUUCGUUUACAAAGUUUCGGCAUUUCGAACCUUCCACGCAAAAAGCUGGUAUUUAACUCUUGUAAUUACCGUCUAGCGGCCAUUUCCGCUAAACUCUUCCAAUUCGAAAUAUUCCAAUACCCACACCUUCAUUUCCAGUUUACAUUUCCAAUGUAAGUCACCAAUCCACUAAGCAGCUAGUUGGCUAGCCAUCUAGUGCGCCAACCGCUGAGCUGGCUCACCAGCUGCAGAGCUAUUGAAUCAAACAGGUACUUCACCACUUGUACGCGCUCUCAUGGCUUCAGUUCUCUUUGAGUUGUUGAAUCCGAUUGUUGUCGUUCAUUUGCAAGCCGUCAUACGCACGAAACAAUAUAAAAUCCGCACAGAAUAUCGCCAGCAACUGUUGCUUUUAUGCACGCAAACCAUUAUGUGUGCUCGCCACCAACCAAAUCAGUGAAUUGAGCAAAUAGCAGGACAAAAGAAAUGUAAACAAGAAAACUGCAUCUGUUCAAAGCAAAUAAUUGUUAUUACGAGGUAAUUAGUGUGCAGUGCAAGCUUCAACUUCUAGUGAAAUAUUUUAUGUGGUUUCAUAGCGAUUUUUGCUGGCAGACCAUCGGUGCUCCGCUCUUUUGUAUGUUGUGCUCGUAUCCCUGGACGAUACAGCAGCAUUCUUUGUUGUCACGGCGCGCGCACAUUGGAAUUUUGCUUACUACCAGCAAAAUGCUCACAAGUCUUACCCCCAAAACCGUUGCCUAAACGCGUUACGUUGUGUUUUUAUUUUCACCUACCUAUUUAUUUUAUUUUUGGCUUUCUAACGUUAUUCGUUACUUGGUUUUCUGGCUUACCUUCUUAUUUACAUACUCUACACACAUGCAUAAAUACAUAUUUGUAUUUAUAUACAUGCAUACGGUCGGUCGUUCAUGUGAGUGCAUUUAUUGUUGCUAGAAACCGGUUAUUGCUCCCCAAUAAAUAGCGUGAAUGUUUCAAAUAAGUAGGUGUUGCUGUGUGCGGCUCUGCCAAUGAAAGAAGCCACAAAAGCCAGGGGCGAGAAAAGAAAAAUCUGUAAUAACAAAAUAAGUUAAAAUAGUUUUGCGCUAAAAAAUGCAAAACAAUGAAAAACGAAAAACUGCUAAUAAACAAAGUAUCUCCAUUGAAGGCAUAACAACAACAACACAAAAAUAUUAAAGAACCAACACGAUUUAACUCCGAAACUUGAGAAAAAAACAAUAACAACAAAAGUGAAAAAAUAAAGUGUACAGGCAACUACAACAACUGUGUCAACGGCAAGUGCAAAAGCUUCGUUUGCUGCAUAAAAACAACAACGCUACCGACGAACAAGUCUUCCUACAUGUACAUAUAAUACAACAGUACAUAUGCAUAUAUUUAUAUACGUUCUGUUGCAUUAAAAUCCGUUGCAAAUUCAAUGACACGCAAAGUUGCGCAGUUAAUUCAAAAGGUUAAUUGAUUUUUAAUUAAAAAGAAAGUCGGCAAACACAUAUACACAUACAUACGUACAUAUGCAUAUGUGGCUGUGGCUUUAAGUGGAAACACAGUUUUGUGAAAUUAAAAUAUCAAAUAAGUAAAUGCAAAUGCACUACACAAGUGUCAAAAAAAAGUAAUAAUAAAGAAUUCUGUCGCGGAAUUUAUCUGUUGUAAUGAGAAUGUGGAAAUAUUAACACAACGCAACGCAACUUUAUCGCUGUUGAUUUUCUUACAACUUUCCACAUCAUAAAAGCUAUAUUUAAAGUCAGAAAAGGUCAGCAAUAAAAGCGCUUUGAGCCUGCGAUAAACUCACUAAAUAUUGCUACUAAGUUAUUUAAAGCCAGUGUUUUGCGGGAUCCUUUCUAAAACAAGUUUUAGUUGGAACUUCACAAUAAAAAUGUCAAUGAAUAUGUGUAAAACAGACAAACAAAAAACAACAACCAUAUAUAAGUGAUAGAAAAACAAAGUGAGCUUUGGUUGGAAGAAUAACUGGUGGGGAAAUGAAGAAAAACAUAUAAGGAGGCAAAAACGAUUGAUUUCGGUUGCCGCUGAUAUAAACAAAAAAAAAACAAUUUACAAUUCCCCAUGGCAAACAAAAUUGGAACCGAGAAUCGUGAAGAUUGAGUCGUCGAAUGCAAAGAAAGCAAUAAAAACUCAUUAGAAAGCAACAACAAAAAUCAAUCAAUUAAUAGCGAAUAGCAUUAGUAAUAACAAAUUAGUGGUAGCAAUACCAACAUUGCGUCUUAUAUUAUACCGGUGAUUCUAUUGGUAAUAAUAGCGCCGAUAACCACAACAACCACACAAUAACAGUGAAUACAACUGCUGUGACGACAACAUGAUGGACGUCACAACAGCGGCUGUUAAACAUAACAAUAAUAUGAACAGUGCUGCUAAUGGCAAUGGCGAAAUGUUGCAACAGCGUGAUGAGGUCGAUUUUGUUGCUGUGGCCUCGCACAAUAACAACAACAAUAGCAUUUUCGACAACAAAACAAUGACCAACGGAUUGCAUUCGAAUUCGAAUACAACUUCGACAAUUUUCACGAACUCGAAAACGUCAACAAAUGAACAUUUACAAUAUCAGCAACGACAACAACAACAACACCAACAACAUAAAGAAAUAAAAAAGAGCAAAAAGAAAGUUGUCACAAAUGAAGAACCAAAGAAAAAGAAUUUCACAAAAGAGCGCCUUUCCUUGUUCUCCACGCUCGGACGACGCAUCAGCCAGAAGACGGUGAAACAGAAAGACUCCAAUGCUAACGAAUCCAGCACAGCGCCUGAAAAACCUACAGCUAUAGCGAUUCCGUUAACAACAAUAACAAACACGACAGCUAAAAAUGCGGCCAACAGCAACAACACACCUCCCCGCCAACGUACGUUUGUCAAGAGUUCUUCAAUUGGCCGUCUUUUAGGUAACACCUAUCAGCAGCACGCCAAAAAGCUGGAAAAACACCAGUCAAACUUGGAGAAAGCGAAAACACCGUUAGAUGGUAAAUUCCAUACCUAUGGUGGCAGACGUCGCACUAACGGUCCCUAUUUGGAUCGUUUCAAGCGCUACUCCAAAGAUGACGGUGAUGUUAUCUCAAGCAACAACAAUAACGAAGAAGAUGCAGAGCAACCAAUGGACUUCGUCGAUGUGCUGGAGUUAGAAGCAGAUACCGCCGAUGAAUUGCAACGCGAUUCUAGUGGUUUGGAACGCUUUCGUGAUCAUAGCACUGUAGCGGCUGGUGAUGACGAGGCCGCCGCGGAAUUGGGCAGCAAAACGAUGCGUACGCUGUCGCGCAGCCUCGGACGGUUGUGGGGCAAACGUUUGCAUAGUGUGGACAUAAGCACGCCAGAUCCCGAGUAUAAGGUAUCAUAUUUGGGCAACGUGCUAACCGGUUGGGCCAAAGGUGAGGGUUGCGUUGAAAAGCAACUGAACACACUGUGGCGCAACUAUACCCAAAAUAACAAACCCGACAUGAUCAUGCGCAUUAAAGUAUGCGCCAGUGGACUUAAAGCCACCACACGCCAACACGGACUCACCGAGUACUGGGCCAAUCGUAUCACACAUUGUUGUGCGCCGAAGAACUACCCACGCAUCUUCUGUUGGGUCUAUCGACAUGAGGGACGUAAACUAAAACAUGAGCUGCGCUGUCAUGCGGUGCUCUGCAGCAAGGAGAAAGUUGUACAGGAUAUUUGCAAUACCCUAAAAGAGAAUCUGGAACGUGCACUACGCGAAUUUAAACGUGAAAAAAUUCUCAAGCAGAACGCUCGUCUCAGCCUGGCUAAUGCAGCGUACGAAAAUCCCAGUUUGCCGCGACGUAAAAUACUACUCAGCGUCGGUGGUAACAAUUAUCGACCACCACUAGAGCGUUCCAAGUCCGCACCGAAGUUAAUGGCCAUCGAAGAGGCUAUCGGUGAGGAGGAGGGCGAAGAUGCCGAGGACACCAAUGAACCGGAAAUGAAGCCGUGUUGCCAAAAGGAUUCGCUAUACCCCGCAAUGACUUUGGGUCGCAGACGCUGUCGACGUGGACACUCAAUAAGACGCACAGGCAAAGCACGUCCACUAUGUAGCGUUUCCUUUGGUGAAACACAAAAGCUUAAGCAUAUUUUAUCCGGUGACAUGAAAGUAGGCACUUGCUGUCACGAUAAAAAAAUAACCAAAGAAUGCGCCAGCCAACAGAAUACUACUGCGCCAACCACAGGGCUAACCGAAGAGCAGCGUAAUAGCUAUGGUUCCGAUGACUCGGAUGAUUUUGAGAAGUUGCUGAAAUACAAUGACUACGAUGCUAAUACAUCCCUAGCAACUGAACUUUUGCCCUACUUCGACAUGCAACUGCACAAGAACACCAGCAACAGUCUCAUCGAUUUGUGUGCGCUGAAGGACGACGAGGAACCGCUCAGUUUGCUGCCAACCAUCAAUAGUGAUCCGAUGGCACAUCCAGAGGGUGAUCUACUACCCAGGGAUUGUGCGCAAUGUGUCAACGGCGAGUUAGAGGAGGAAGAAGAGGAGGAAACGCAUGUUGGCCUCCGACGCAAUGGUGUCUGUAGCGAUGGUGAGGAGGAUUAUUUGGAUGCUGAUGAUAUGUACUUUCGACAGGCGACAAUCUUAAAUAUUUUACACCGCAAUUCAAUGCGUAAAAUGGCACAAAUUUCGCUGAGCAGCGACGAGGGUAGCAGCUUGGAAACGAAUGCCUCGGUACCACUUCAAUACCGUCACCAACCACAAUCUUCUAUAUCGUCUAAUGCCUCCUCGAACGCCACAACCAGCAGCUCGUUGCAGGAAGGACACAACGGUUCCUCAACCGGUAAACGUCACAGCGGUGCCGAUAGCGAUGAGGGCUCUAUUUCGAGCGGCUGUGAGACGGCCAGCACCGUGACGGCCAACCAAGAUGAUCUGUCAUUGCAAUACCGUCACGACAAACAGCUCCUACAGCUACAGCAGCAACAACAAGCAGCAUUACUGGACAGCGACGACGCACACUUUUUCAACAUGCCAAACGAGAAUGAAUCACUCAUCACUGCCGAUGAAAUCUACCAAAGACUCGAAGCGCGUCUGCAGCGUCGUCAAAACAGCGACGCUACCACAUUCAGCAGUUCGAGCACAAUUACACUGAAGAUGAGCACAGGUAGUGACGGAUCCUCGCCCCACUCGCCAAAUGAGUCAAUCACACAACAGUCCACAAGUGAGCAACAAGCGAUCGCUUUAACAAAUAGCACAACACGUGUACGCCGUCAACGGCAGCGUCAGUUGGUGGCUACAACACCACCGCCACCCGACUUUCAUGCCGACGACACGGACUCAGAGUGCAGCGACGAAUCCGGCUAUGUGGAGUAUCAAGAACGCGAGAAAACGGUGCGUGAGAAGAUUGGCGACGUCGAAAGGCGUCAGUUGCAACAGCAACAACUACAAGAACAACAACAUCAACAACCUAUUGCACAAAAACGCCAAUUUAAGCCACAAUUGCCACCGAAACCGUUGCCGCGACGCACGCUAAGUGGCGCCAGCGCGGCUAUGUCGGUGGCAGGCACUCAGAGGACAAAUAACAGUACCGCAGUGUGAAUCACUGUCUGACUAAAGCAGUAAAGAUUUUGUUGUGUGCUUAUAAUUUUGAGUACGAAGUCAAGCAUAUACGCUGCAGAACAGUGCGAUAAGACUUUGGAAGCUAACGGCAAGCGUUUUUUGUGACGCACGAAUCGUGCUACAAAAACAAACCGCAAUAACUUUUUUAAUCAAUGCAUUACAUUUCUUUUUUUUAUUGUAUAGCAAAUUUUAUUUUAUAUAAUUAAUUAUUUUCAAAAUAUCGUAAAUUACCUCCAUGCUCAGCCACGCAUAUGCGACACUAUUAGAAAAUUAUUCAUUGCGGCCUGAAGGGUUGAAGUCGGAAUUGCCUCAAAUAUCGAUUUAAUGGACUACUUCAAUUCAGUCAGAUUUCUGGGUUUUGUUGCUUGUCAUAGCCCCAUAAAAAAGUGUGGUGCAGUCAAAUCAGGCACCUUGGGGCCAGCAUAAAGUGGAGUUUCUUGAUAUUAAUUUGUUUUCAAAUUUUCUUUGGAGCACACAAACCGGUCUGGCUAUGCGCGCAGUUGCUCCAUCUUGCUGUAACCAAACAUUAUUGAAAGGGAUACGUCUUUAGCGCAAUUUUGGGUAAAAAAUUCUCAUUCAAUAUCUUUAAAUAACGGUGCCCAUUCACAGUUACUGUUAGACCGUUUUCUUUAAAGAAGUAUGGCCCGACAAUACACCUUGAUGAAACUGCGCGCCACACAGUUACUCGUUCUGCGUGAAGUUCCGCCUCGGCGAUUAGUUUUGGAUUUGAUUCACUCCAUAUAUGGCAAUUUUGCUUGUUUACGUUUCCGUUUAAAUCAAAAUAGAACUCAUCAGAUGCUGCACUAUCCAAACCUUCUUUUUGGUAUCCCAAGCAUUCAAUUUUAAAAAAUGUAAAUAAUAGCCUGCCAAUUAAAAAAAAAGGUAAGUCAAUUACUCACUCUGAAAACAAGUUAUUACGGUUUGGUUUUGUAGCACGAUUCGUGCAUCACCCUGUAAAUUGUUACGACUAUGUAUUGAAUGCAUGUUAGGAAAUUUUUGUUGUUCAAAAUUUAAAAUACGUCAAUUUUUUAUAGAAAAUUCUAUAGGAAAAGUGUAGUCUUUUGGCAUCUAACUAGAAUUAUUUUAAGCUAUUGUAUUUUUUUUUAAUUUUUUCUUUAACUUCAAAAGAUGUGUACAUUUACAUAUAUUUACCGAAAUUUAUACUUAAAUUUCACAGUGAAUACUUACGAAAAUAUAAUUUAAAACGAUUAUGCAUCCCACAAGAGCCGAAAACACUCACAUGCGCUUAGUUUUUUAUAAAAAUAUUUUUUGUGUAAAUAUUAGAGAUACAAAUUUUCAAAAUCAAAAAUAAUAAUUUUCAUCAUGACAAAACAGAGUCAAAAUUAAAAAAAUUUAUAUACUAUAAAGGUCUCGCGAAAUUUUGUUUUCUUAUGCAUAUAUACAUACAUGAUAGUUAUUAAUAUAUAAAAAAAACUUAGUGAAUUGUAAUAUUUACAUACACUAUUAACUAUCAUGCUUAAUAAGAAGCCAAAUGUAACAGCGAAGCAAAAAAAUUGUAAUAUGAACAGUUAUUCCAAAUAUUAACAACCACAUUAUGGAUUUGUACAAAUUAAUAUUUUAUGAAAGUAUAUACAUAUGUGCUAGGAAAUUAUCAUAUACAUAAAUAUAUAUUUAUUUACGCACAUGUCUGUACACAAGCAAUAUACUUAUAAACUGUAACAUAAAUCUGUUUAGGACCAAAAUGAGUAGAAAUAAACUUUUUUUAAUUAAUAUUUAUGUUUAUGCUUGAUUUUGUUAUAUAGUUGAGAAGUUGUGAAUAUAUAUAUUUAAAUAUACAUAACAUGUGUAUGUAAAUAUCUGUAAAUUAAUUAUAUGUAAUAACUUACACACUUAUGCAGAAAUUGGGUUAAAUUUUUUUUUGAUUUAAAAAAUUUGCUUUAGAAAUCAUUUAUACUUUACAAAAUUAACUCAAUUAAAAAAUGUUUGCUCUUUGUGCGAACAAUGUUGGCGUAACAAAUAAAAAAGUAUGUAUAUAUAGAUCAGGGACCGUAAAUAAUAAUUAUUGUUA
Molecule: messenger RNA, 7890 nt
Organism: Bactrocera oleae (olive fruit fly)
Lineage: Eukaryota; Metazoa; Arthropoda; Insecta; Diptera; Tephritidae
Source: RefSeq, a predicted model, not a curated record